GAGUCUAUUGGCGACACUCCCUGUUUCUCACACCAUCUUAUUCCCCUCUGACCUUCUCUCUCCCAUCUCUCUCUCUCCCCCUCUCUCUCUUCAUCUACAUCUCCUUACACACGUACAAAACAACACAGAGCUUGUUCAUGUCCUUACAGUCUCAUCUCUCUCUCUCAAGAAUCAACAACAGGAGAAAACAAGGCAGGUAGCUAGCUUCAACAAGUUACACAAGAGAAUAACAGAUGGGGAGGUCACCUUGCUGCGAGAAAGCACACACCAACAAAGGAGCAUGGACUAAAGAAGAAGACCAGCGUCUCGUAAAUUAUAUCCGCCUCCAUGGGGAGGGCUGCUGGCGCUCCCUCCCCACUUCUGCGGGGUUGUUGAGAUGUGGGAAAAGCUGUAGAUUGAGGUGGAUCAAUUAUCUCCGUCCUGAUCUUAAACGUGGGAAUUUCACUGAAGAUGAAGAUGAGCUUAUCAUUAAGCUUCAUAGCCUCCUGGGAAACAAGUGGUCUUUGAUUGCUGCAAGAUUGCCUGGAAGAACUGACAAUGAGAUCAAGAACUACUGGAACACACACAUUAAGCGUAAACUCAUUAGCCGUGGCCUCGACCCUCAGAACCACCGGCCAUUCGACUCCACAGCUGCCACCCCCACCGCAAGUGCCAUAGCCAUCACUUCUCUGGACUUCAGAAAAAAUACCAGCAACAGCACUGUUCCAUCGAAAAUAUUACCUAGCCAAAGUCUUGUACCCUUGCAAAACAAUCAGCUUAAUAGCAUUUACAAGUUCAAAACCGAGUCACUUGAGGAAGGCAAUUGCAGCAGCAGCACAACUGAGGAAACUCAGGAGUAUUUUCGCAAAGAGCAGAACAAGCCGGUUCUUGAUCUAGAGCUAUCGAUAGGACUUCCCAUGACUCGGACUGAUCAGAAGACGGAAUCAGUGUGGCCCGAACUGAGGACGGUGAAGCCUCCCACCCAGGCUGCACCAAGGAUGUGCCUGUGCUGGCAAUUAGGCUUCCAGAAUAAGGCAGGUGAAUUUUGUAGUAAUUGCAGAAGCACAACUGCAUUUUACAGUUAUUGUUGAGCAUGGGAUAGUAGGUAGCUCAUAGGGUGUUAGGUUUUAGAUGUUAAUGCCUUUGUUAAUUACUACUAGUAGUACUGCUACCAGAAUGUCUCUUUGUACCAGCAAGUGUAAUCUUUUAUGUCAACAUUGAAGACAACAGUGUUAAUUAUGAA
Daucus carota subsp. sativus is the source of this 1222-nucleotide messenger RNA. Its product is annotated as myb-related protein 330. The coding region runs from base 234 to 1070 and encodes 278 amino acids. NCBI's taxonomy places the organism in Eukaryota, Viridiplantae, Streptophyta, Magnoliopsida, Apiales, Apiaceae. The transcript is spliced from 3 exons. The record is from RefSeq and is a predicted model, not a curated record.